This is a messenger RNA of Mycena citricolor, 439 nucleotides long. The record is from the annotation of a GenBank genome assembly. Lineage: Eukaryota; Fungi; Basidiomycota; Agaricomycetes; Agaricales; Mycenaceae.
UGGUCGCGACGCCGCGGUCGGCGAGGUCCAUCAGGAACAACUUGAAGUGGGGCAUCUCGCCUUCCAUCAUCUCGACCGUCUUGACAUCCUCUUACUCGUGCCCGGGAGACGUGAAUCGACAUCACGCAACGGUCACGGCACCGCCUCGCGAUGAUUGAAGCGGUUCCCGCAUUGGCUGAUCAUUUGGAACGUGAGAAGAGUUCUAUUCGAGAUGAAGGGUGCCAAUGCGCUGAAACAAGCUGAGUAUUCUAAUGCCAGGCCUCAAGUACGUAAGAACAAUGCGUGGUGGGAAAAGGUAAGAUUGCAUGGUCCACAAAUUGUCCAUUUAUCAGGAGUUUCUCGUCGACUAGAGACCGAAAACAUCCUUGACAGUCUUCCACUGAUGUCCCGCCCACAGCGCGUUUCCGCUCUUGGACGCCUCUUCAUCGGACACACCUUU